AUGGCCGGUAAGCAUCAUUCGUACACCACCUUGGCAGGUCCUGCGUCUAGACUGGCCCUCCCACAGGAUAGUCAGACAUUGGCACUUCGCAACUGCAUCUCCCCAGUCAACAGCAUGCUGACCAUGAUCCCAGACGAACCGCGGCGAUCGGGCCGAGCCACCAAAGGCCAGCACAAGAACCUCGAGCUGCCUGAUGCGCCUGCAAAGAAGGGCAAAGGCAAGGGCCAAAAAGAGAAAGCCAGCAGCAAAACCUCCGCCGAACCCACCCCCGGUCCCAGCGAAGGAGAGGAAGACGACGAGGAGAUCAUCCGGUGCAUCUGCGGCGAAUACGAAGAGGAGGAAGAUGUGGAACGAGACAUGAUCUGCUGCGACCAAUGUUCUGCAUGGCAACACAAUGACUGCAUGGGAUUGACCUUCGCCAAAGGCCAGGAACCAGAUGAAUACUACUGCGAGCAGUGCAAGCCGGAGAACCAUAAGAGUCUGCUGGAUAAGAUUGCAAGAGGCGAGAAGCCCUGGGAAGUGGUCGCCGAGCGUCGGCGACAGGAGGCCGAGGAAAAGAAAUCGAAGAAAAAGAAAGGCAAAAAGGGUAGCCGGAAGAGCCAGGGCAAACCGGACACUGGCACUCCUGCUCGCACUGGCACUUCUGCGACGCCGGGUCCUGGUCCUUCACCUGCUACCGCGGCCUCUGAAUCAGUCGAGCCGGAGAAGAAUGGGCAAGGCGUGGAUUCACGACGGUCGAGCACCAACAAGCGCAAACUUGACGAGAGUACCGAGGCGGAUAUGGGACCACAAGUGAAACAGCAACGGGUAUCCCCAGAAUCGGCAAUGCCAGCGGCACCGCCAGCCAAGACGGAGAACGAAUCCCCUACAGAGACUACCUCAGGUGGAAGUGUGGAAGCGCUCGUAAUCCCCGCUCGAAAGAGCGCGGCGACGGCUCUCAUCAGGUUCUUUGUAGACCAGAUCAGCACGGCGCAGAAGAUUGGAUCCUAUUCUCUGCCUGCCGGACAACCCGCGGACGAUGUUGCACGGCGGCUCGGUCUCAAUAUCGAGAAUGCUAUGUAUCAGACUAUCUGUGGCGGAGCAGGCGAGCCUACCGAACCAUAUAAGUUGCAAUUACGUACGAUCUUGUUCAACGUAAAGAAGAACUCUUCUCUACGGGAUCGUUUGCUCGUAGGAAGUCUUUCUCCUGACUCCCUGUCUAAGAUGAAACCCGAGGAGAUGGCAAGUGAGGAGUUGCAGCAGAAGGACGCGGAGAUCAAACGGGAAGCGGAACGGCAACACAUCAUUAUUCAGGAACAAGGCCCCCGAAUUCGACGAACACACAAGGGCGAAGAGCUGAUUGAGGAUGAGACUCACACUGCAGCGACAGAAUCAGUCUUCUCUGCUGGACCGCGCCGCGCCACCGAGGUGGACGGUAGCCCGGGCAAUCAAAGCCCAGUCACUCCAAAGGCCCAGCAGGUGAAGCUGGAGGGGCAGGGACGAGGACUCUCUCCUUCUGGUGAACAUCACGAUCAUGUCUUCCCAGAAGUUGCUCCAAACAUUCGCGAGCCUGUCCCCAGUGGCGGCCGGAUCCAAGCUGACGCUGAGAUCGACCAGCUGCUCCGUGAUGACGAACCGGAAUCGCCGCCGUAUUCUCCCAAGGACUUCAGUGAUGACGGCACCGUCUGGCGUGGAAAGGUUGCGAUGGUCCCUGUGUCCGAGUUCAUGUCUUCGGCAAAACAUGUCGGGGGCGCCGAUUUGAGCGGCCGAAUUCCAUGGAGUCAACUUGCACCCUCGACCCUACUGGUGGAUGGCCGCAUCGACAUCCAGCUGGCCAGUAACUAUCUCUGUGGAUUGCGCUUCAGCGCAUCGACGGACGUGUCCGUCAUAGCCAUAAAUAGGCCGGACCUUCCCAGCGAGCGGGCCGGGUUUGACAAGCUCUUCGACUACUUCCAAGGCCGUAAGCGUUACGGAGUCAUUGGAAAGCAUCCCGUGCCCGCUGUCAAGGAUACAUAUAUUGUUCCUAUUGAAGCUGGUACCACAACCAAGCCCGAGUUCAUCGAGCUUCUCGAGAACAAUUCUCUCGACGGCCCUAUCAACGAGCGCAUGUUACUGGUAGUUUUUGUCGUCAAGACCGGUGAUUCCAACACUCCCUCGGUUCAGCCCUCAUCCCAUCAACCCAGCCUGGAACCGGCGUCCGGCGCAAGCCCCCUGACUACUGCAGGUGCCACACCACAGCAAGGGCACUUCAUGGGGACUCCCCAGGCGGCGGCUCCCUCUACGUUCGCUGGGACUGUUCCAAACCAAGCUGCCUACACCGCCCCGCAAGCGGCUGGACAGCCCUCACAACUCCCUCCCUUUCAACAAGCCCCCCUCACCGGUAUGCCGGCCGCAAUCCAACUUCUCGGUGCACAUGUAAACUCCCCUGCCAUCCAGAAACUUCUCCAGACGGCACCCAACGCGGACAUGGCGCAGUUGAAUGUCGUUCGCGAUAUCCUGAGCCGCCAGCCUGCGGCUGCACUCAACUAUGACACGUUGAUGCAUGCCUUGUUCGAAGCGACUCAGUCGAACGGCCAUGUCCCACAGGCGAAUGCGUAA
This is a messenger RNA of Penicillium macrosclerotiorum, 2577 nucleotides long. RefSeq lists its product as uncharacterized. The record is from RefSeq and is a predicted model, not a curated record. Bases 1 to 2577 code for a protein of 858 amino acids. NCBI's taxonomy places the organism in Eukaryota, Fungi, Ascomycota, Eurotiomycetes, Eurotiales, Aspergillaceae. Gene Ontology annotation, biological process: transcription antitermination; DNA-templated transcription; regulation of mRNA 3'-end processing. Gene Ontology annotation, cellular component: nucleus. The transcript has 2 exons. Gene Ontology annotation, molecular function: RNA polymerase II transcription regulatory region sequence-specific DNA binding.